AUGGGUAGCACCAACGAAGAUUGGAUUAGCGAGCCCAUCGCCAUUAUUGGCUUAAGCUGCCAGUUUGCAGGAGAUGCAAGCAGUCCCGAGAAGCUGUGGGAUAUGCUGGCCGAGGGGCGAAACGCCUGGUCUGAGAUACCGUCCUCACGGUUCAAUCCCAAGGCGGUUUACCACCCCGAUAGCGAGAAGCUAAGCACGACCCAUGUCAAAGGCGCUCACUUUUUAGAGCAAGAUAUUGGCCUUUUCGAUGCCGCGUUUUUCAAUUUUUCGGCCGAGACUGCAGCAGCUCUAGAUCCCCAAUUUAGAUUUCAGCUUGAGUCUGUAUAUGAGGCCUUGGAAAAUGCCGGCCUUGCCAUUUCCCAAAUCGCAGGGUCUAACACAUCCGUUUAUGCCGGCGUGUUCACGCACGACUACCACGAGGGGUUAAUCAGAGAUGAGGACAAGUUGCCGCGGUUCUUGCCCAUCGGCACCCUGUCAGCUAUGUCGUCGAAUCGCAUAUCUCACUUCUUUGACUUGAAAGGUGCCAGCAUGACGAUAGACACAGGCUGUUCGACGGCCCUCGUUGCUUUGCACCAAGCCGUUCUUGGUCUGCGCACCGGCGAAGCCGAUAUGUCCAUCGUGAGCGGAUGCAACCUGAUGUUAUCCCCGGACAUGUUCAAAGUGUUUUCAUCCUUGGGAAUGCUGUCACCCGAUGGUAAGUCAUACGCCUUCGAUUCACGAGCCACCGGCUACGGCCGCGGAGAAGGGGUGGGCACCAUUGUCAUUAAACGGCUCAAGGAUGCCCUGGAAGCAGGCGAUCCGGUUCGAGCCGUGAUCCGGGAGAGUUAUCUGAACCAGGACGGAAAAACCGAGACAAUUACGUCGCCGUCACAGUCUGCACAGGAGGCGCUCAUCCGCGAAUGCUACCGUCGAGCCGGCCUCAACCCCCACGACACGCAAUACUUUGAGGCACAUGGCACAGGGACGCCCACGGGUGACCCCAUUGAGGCGCGAUCCAUUGCCGCUGUUUUCGCACAGGGCCGAACGGAGCCGCUCCGCAUCGGCUCUGUCAAGACCAACAUCGGCCACACCGAGGCAGCAUCGGGAUUGGCCGGUCUUAUUAAGGUGGUGCUGGCCAUGGAGAGGGGCCAAAUUCCGCCAAGUGUCAACUUUAAAAAGCCCAACCCUAAGUUGCAGCUGGAUCAAUGGGGACUCAAGGUGGCUUCAAAGCUGGAGCCAUGGCCAGCGGCGAAAGACAGGCCCUGGCGUGCUUCCGUCAACAACUUUGGCUACGGUGGAACCAACAGUCAUGUCAUUGUCGAGAGCAUUAGGUCAUUGGCAUCAUCAUUGCCUUCCCAGCUGAGCAACGGCACACACUACCCCAUUGACAGCAAGACUAAGGCAGAGAGCAAGGUACUCAUCUUCUCCGGGCGCGAUGAGCAAGCUUGUCAGCGUAUGGUGUCCAACACCAAGGAGUACCUGCUGAGAUGUAAGCUGCAGGACCCUGGGAUGACAGCCGACAAGACAAAUUCCUUAAUGCGAGACUUGACAUGGACGCUCACGCAGCACCGUUCACGCUUCGCGUGGGUGUCGGCACAUGCAGUAAAGUACUCGAAUGACCUGGACAAAGCCAUCGAGAGCCUGGACGCACCACAGUUCAAGCCCGUGAGGCUCUCAGAUACACCAGCCCGGAUCGGCAUGGUGUUCACGGGCCAAGGAGCACAGUGGCAUGCCAUGGCCCGCGAGCUCAUUGACACGUACCCCGUGUUUCGAUCGUCACUGUACGAAGCCGAGCGCCAUCUGCGCACAAUUGGAGCGGACUGGUCUCUCACUGAGGAGCUGAUGAAAGAUGCAGCCACGACUCGCGUCAAUGAUACAGGCCUCAGCAUCCCCGUUUGUGUUGCGGUGCAAAUCUCACUGGUCCGGCUGCUUAGGUCAUGGGGUAUUUUGCCCUCGGCCGUGACGAGCCACUCGUCUGGAGAGAUCGCGGCGGCUUAUGCAGUAGGGGCAUUGACUCCGCGCCAGGCUAUGGCUGUCGCCUAUUACCGUGCAGUCAUGGCCGCGGACAAGACGCUUCGAGGUUCCCACGGCGGCCCGAAUGGUGGAAUGGUUGCUGUGGGUGUUGGCAAAGAGGCUGCUCAGGCCUAUUUGGACAAGGUCAAGACUGCCACUGGGAAGGCGGUGGUGGCUUGCAUCAAUAGCCCCAGUAGUACUACUAUUGCUGGAGACGAAGCAGCUGUACAAGAAAUUGAGGAGCUUGCUACGGCAGACGGAGUCUUCGCUCGCCGCCUCAAGGUCGAGACCGGAUACCACUCUCACCACAUGCAGCCUAUUGCCGAGCCAUACCGAAAAGCUCUUCGCUCUGUACUGACUCAAAAUGAAAAUGGCCUCGAGGGCCAAGAAUGGCUUGACAGCCUGGACGGAGUAGAAAUUCCAGACGGGGAGUCCUGGGCUGAGCGAUAUCGUGCAGCACUGAGGGAUGCUAUUCCAGAUGCAACCGCGAAAGGAAACCUAGACAAAAUCAUCUUCUCUUCUCCCGUUACCGGUGGCCGAGUAACCAGUGCCGAGGUACUGGCUGAUCCAGAACACUGGGUACGCAGCCUGUUGCAGCCCGUGCGGUUCGUUGAGGCCUUCACAGAUAUGAUCCUUGGUGGUGAUUUGGAUGAGUCAGGCUUCAGCAAUGUUGAGGUGAUCCUUGAGGUUGGGCCACACACAGCGCUCGGUGGUCCCAUAAAGGAGAUAUUGUCACAGUCCGACUUUAAGGGCGUCACGUUACCUUACAUGGGCUGCCUAGUUCGCAAGGAAGAUGCUCGCGAUUGCAUGCUCACGGCAGCUAUCAAUCUCCUCGGCAAAGGCCAUCAGGCCAAUUUGGUCAGAAUGAGCUUCCCGUGGGACCUUAAAGGAACCGCCAAGCCAAAUGUACUGACCGACCUGCCCCCGUACCCAUGGGAUCACAAGAAAAGACACUGGAAUGAGUCGCGGCGCAGCCAGGCAUACCGCCAAAGAAGUCAAGAGGCUCACGAUCUUCUUGGAGCGUUGGUGCCGGGAACCAACCCAGACGCAGCCUCUUGGAGGAACAUCAUAAAGCUUUCGGAGGCGCCUUGGCUAAGAGACCAUGUCGUCCAGGGCAAUAUUUUGUAUCCCGGUGCAGGAUUUGUGUGCCUGGCCAUUGAAGCAAUGAAGAUGCACACGGCUUUGGCAAGCACAGGCACCGAGACGACUGAAUUGUUGGGCUUCAACCUGCGCGACGUGGAGAUACACCAGGCCCUAGUGAUAGCGGACACGGCUGAUGGCGUGGAAGUGCGGACGAUACUCAGGCCUGUGCCAGAGAAGACGAUUGGCGCCCGUGGCUGGAAGCAGUUUGAAAUUUGGUCGGUGACCACCGACAGCGAGUGGACGGAGCACGCCAGGGGUCUCAUCACAGUCAAGCUGUCGAUGAACACAACGAAGACUGACAGAACCACUGCUAUCAUGAAUGGAGGUGCAGCCAGCUUCUUGGACGAAUCAGGCUACACCCGACGCAUCGAUCCGCAAGAUAUGUUCUCCAGUCUCCGCGCAAAGGGCCUUAAUCAUGGACCCAUGUUCCAAAACACGAUGAGCAUUUUACAGGACGGUAGAGGGAAAGAACCGCGUUGCGUUGUCACUAUCAACGUCGCCGAUACUUCAUCUUCCAAAGAUAAGGGCAGGCACCCUCAAAGCGUGCUGCAUCCCACAACGCUGGACUCCAUUGUCCUCUCUUCGUACGCGGCAGUUCCCGAUGCAGAGUCGGGUAACGACAACAGCGCCCGGGUACCACGAUCCAUCCGGAAGCUGUGGGUGUCGAGCAGCAUCACCAGCACUCCCAGCCACGGUUUCAUCUGCAAUGUCAGGAUGCCACAUCACGAUGCGCAAAGCUACGAGGCCUGCGUCAGCGUCUUGGAUCAAGAAAACGAAAACAAUGAAAUCCAGCCUGUGCUUGAGAUGGAGGGCCUUGUGUGUCAGUCUUUGGGCCGCAACGCAGUAGGAGAGGACAAGGAACCAUGGACCAAGGAGCUAUGCGCCAACGUCCAGUGGGCUCCUGAUCUUGGCCUCUCAUUAGGAUUGCCGGGUUCACAGGAAGCUAUCGACAAGAGGCUCAACACGCUCUGGGACCAAGAUGCAGACACAGAUAGCCGGAGUAUCGAGGUUCAAACCGUGCUGAGGCGCGUGUGCGUUUACUUCAGCCACGACGCACUUCAGUCGCUAACCGAGAAAGAUGUUGCCAACCUCGCAAGUCAUCAUGUCAAGUUCUAUGAAUGGAUGAAAGACACCGUGAGCUUUGCGGACUCGCGUCGCUGGAGCUCCAACAGCGACACCUGGAAAAAUGACACCCCUGCGGUACGCCACCAAUACAUCGACCUCGCUACAAAACAGACCGUUGAUGGAGAGCUGAUAUGUCAACUGGGGCCGCUGCUUUUGUCCAUGCUGCGCGGAGAGAGGGCUCCCCUUGAGGUCAUGAUGGAGGGUCGACUGUUAUACAAGUACUAUGCCAACGCCUAUAGGCUGGAGCCAGCCUUUGCGCAGUUGAAGUCGCUCUUAGGUGCCGUCUUGCACAAAAGUCCUCGGGCACGCGUCCUUGAAAUCGGAGCUGGAACAGGAGCUGCUACACGACACGCUUUGAGAACACUUGGCACUGACGAAGAUGGCGGCCCUCGGUGCGAGAGCUGGCACUUUACAGACAUCUCUUCUGGCUUUUUCGAGGCGGCCAGGGCCGAGUUCUCGUCCUGGGGAAACCUGUUGGAGUUUGACCGGCUCGACAUUGAACAAAGUCCGGAAGCCCAGGGCUUCACCCUGGCCAGCUAUGACAUUGUCGUGGCAUGUCAGGUGCUGCACGCAACCAAGAGCAUGGCGCGAACCAUGAGCAACGUCCGUAGCUUGAUGAAGCCUGGAGCAACACUGCUGCUUAUGGAGACGACGCGGGAUCAAAUCGACUUGCAAUUCAUCUUCGGCUUGCUGCCCGGGUGGUGGCUGAGCGAGGAACCUGAGCGUCAUUCGAGUCCGUCGCUGUCAAUUGAUAUGUGGGACAGGAUUCUCAAGGGCGCGGGGUUCACCGGUGUCGAAAUUGACCUUCGCGAUGUCAAUGUCAAAGCCGAUAGCGAUUUGUACGGUAUCAGCAACAUUUUGACGACAGCGGUCAGUCCCAGCCCUGGAUUAGACUCGGCCAAGGUGGUCAUUGUCACCAGCGACAAGGCAGCACCUCAGCCUAGCUGGCUCGAGACCCUGCGAAAAUCCAUAGCCCAGGCCGCCGAGAGUAGCCUUCUUCCGGAGAUAGUGUCCCUCGAGUCGCCGGGCCUCACGGCCGAGACGUACAGCUCCAAGCUCUGUGUAUUUUUGGGCGAACUUGACAAGCCCGUGCUGACUGGUCUCAACGCCGUCAACUUCCAGGCCAUCAAAACCCUGGCCUCAGGCUGUAAGGGCCUGCUUUGGAUCACCCGUGGUGGUGCAGUCGAGUGUAUGGACCCAGAUUCGGCGUUAGCUUCUGGUCUUGUUCGCGUCCUUCGCACCGAAUAUCUCGGACGCCAUUUCUUGACGCUUGACCUCGAUCCUCGAGCAUCUACAGAAGACAGAUCUAAGACGGACAUCGCGGCCAUUGUACAAGUACUGAUAUCUCGUCUUGCCGCUUCUGAUCUCCCGGCACCUAUCGAUAGCGAGUUUGCUGUGCGUGAUGGCCUCGUCCUAAUUCCAAGAAUAUACAAGGAUGUGGCAUGGAACGCGCUGCUGGAGCCGGAGAUACCUGACUGGGCUUCUCCGGAUUCCAUUCCCGAGGCGCCUCUCUUCCAGACAAAGCGCCCACUGCGCUUAGAGGUUGGCAUUCCCGGCCUCUUGGAUACACUCGCAUUCGGCGAUGACAGCGGAGCUGACAUAGCUCUGGCUGAUGACAUGGUCGAAAUUGAGCCCCGAGCAUAUGGCCUCAACUUCCGCGAUGUUAUGGUGGCCAUGGGACAACUCAAGGAGCGCGUCAUGGGCCUUGAGUGCGCGGGAGUUAUCACUCGUGUUGGCAGUGAAGCUGCCGCGCAAGGAUUCUCUGUUGGCGAUAAUGUCAUGGCUCUACUGCUUGGUCCCUUUAGCACUCACGCCCGGGUAACUUGGCAUGGGGUCACCAACAUGCCUCAGGGCAUGAGCUUCAGCGACGCUGCAUCACUGCCCAUGAUCUUCACUACAGCUUAUGUUGCCCUGGUCCAGGUGGCACGCCUUGGCCAUGGCCAGUCGGUACUUAUCCACGCUGCAGCCGGAGGUGUCGGGCAGGCGGCCGUGAUGUUGGCCCGGGACUAUUUGGGCGCCGAAGUGUACGUGACAGUCGGGUCCCCGGAGAAGCGAGACCUACUGAUACGCGAGUAUGGCAUUCCUUCCGAGCGCAUCUUUAAUAGUCGGGAUGCUUCCUUUGCCCCGGCGGUUUUGGCUGCCACGGGCGGACGGGGUGUUGACGCGGUCCUGAACUCACUUGGAGGCUCACUACUUCAGGCUAGCUUCGAAGUGCUCGCACCUUUUGGUAACUUUGUCGAGAUUGGCAAGCGAGAUCUUGAGCAGAACAGCCUAUUGGAGAUGGCUACAUUUUCGCGCGCGGUUUCCUUUACGUCGCUGGAUAUGAUGACACUAUUGCGCCAGCGCGGGCCUGAGGCACACCGCGUUCUCAGCGAGCUGGCCCGUCUCGCGGGCCAACAUAUCAUCAAGCCCGUCCACCCCGUCACCGUUUAUCCUAUGAGACAGGUUGACAAGGCCUUCCGCCUCAUGCAGACAGGAAAGCACCUCGGUAAGCUGGUGUUGUCGACUGAGCCCGAGGAGCAGGCCAAGGUCCUGCCGCGCCCAGCGACCCCAAAGCUCAAGCCUGAUGCAUCUUAUUUGCUAGUGGGAGGUGUUGGUGGUCUUGGAAAAUCGCUUGCCAAUUGGAUGGUGAACCACGGAGCUCGAAACAUCAUUUUACUGUCGCGAAGUGCCGGGAAGCAUGACAGUGGCACCUUUGUCACCCAAUUGCGCGAGGCCGGGGCCCAUGUUGCUGUUACUAGCUGCGACGUAUCUAAAAAGGAAGACCUGGCAAAGGCACUGCUUGUUUGUGAGAAAGACUUGAAGCUUCCUCCCAUCCGGGGUGUCAUCCAAGGCGCUAUGGUGCUGCAGGACUCGAUCCUUGAGCAGAUGAACAUAGACGACUGGCAAGCGGCCAUUCAGCCCAAGGUGGCUGGAACUUGGAACCUACACACGCAAUUCUCGCAGCGUGGCUCCCUUGACUUCUUCGUCAUGCUUUCCUCGCUCUCGGGCAUCCUCGGCUGGGCCAGCCAGGCUAGCUAUGCGGCGGGAGGCUCGUACCAGGACGCUCUGGCACGUUGGCGCUGCUCUUCUGGUCUGCCAGGUGUAUCUCUUGACAUGGGAGUCAUCAAGGACGUCGGUUACGUCGCUGAGUCGCGCACCGUGUCGGAUCGUCUUCGCAAGGUCGGCCAGUCAUUAAGACUGGCCGAGGACUCUGUGCUACGGGCUCUGGCCACAGCCGUCCUCCACCCCUUUAGUCGGCCCCAGGUCCUCCUGGGUCUCAACUCAGGUCCAGGCUCGCACUGGGACCCAACAAGCGAGUCCCAGAUGGGCCGCGAUGCCCGAUUCAUGCCCUUGAGGUAUCGAAAGCCUGCCGCAUCCCGUGCGCAAGCCGGCCAAGCCGGUAAUGACUCGGACUCAGAGCCCCUCUCCGCUAAAUUGCGAACAGCCGAAUCGUCUGAUGCGGCGGCAAGUCUUGUUGGUGACGCCAUUGCCGCCAAGCUGGCCGACAUCUUUAUGGUCCCUGUUGACGAGAUUGUCCUUGAUAAGCCGCCCUCGGUGUACGGGGUUGACUCACUCGUGGCUGUCGAACUAAGGAACAUGCUGGUACUGCAGGCCGCCUGCGACGUAUCAAUCUUUAGUAUUCUCCAGAGUGUGUCGCUGGCUGCGUUGGCGCUUGACGUCGUUGCCAAGAGUGCAUACUUUGAGAUUGCCGCAUAG
Molecule: messenger RNA, 7959 nt
Organism: Penicillium antarcticum
Lineage: Eukaryota; Fungi; Ascomycota; Eurotiomycetes; Eurotiales; Aspergillaceae
Product: type I polyketide synthase
Exons: 4
Coding region: 1-7959 (2652 amino acids)
Biological process (GO): fatty acid biosynthetic process; secondary metabolite biosynthetic process
Molecular function (GO): oxidoreductase activity; fatty acid synthase activity; phosphopantetheine binding
Source: RefSeq, a predicted model, not a curated record